AUGGAGCAGCGCGAGAGAUCCUUUUGGCAAAUAAGGUCUGAAUAUUUCAUGGUUGCGCCAGCAGAGAUCACGCACGAACUUUUCUUCGCCAAGACCAAACUAGAGCAAUCUGACCUUGUUUGGCAGGGGCUGUUUGUGGAGCGCUCGCCCAUUUCGGAGGCUUGCCAAGGGGUGAUUACGACUUUGCAGAGGUUAGGCUUGGAGAGGCAAGUUGCAGACAGAGAUUUGAGAGGCAUCCGAGCCUGGUUCGCUCAACAAUCCCUGGACGAGCACGUGGAGAAUAUCUUUCGCCUUGCCAAAGUGCGGUACGCUGUCAUGACGAACAUCCCUUACGUAGAGGAGGAGGCCCAGCACUGGCAACCAGAAGCGAAACCUGUGACGUCCCGCUUGCGCAAGGCUUUGCGAAUUGACAACUUUUUGAAGGGCGACUGGGCAUCCAUUUGCGAAGCCUUGAAGAAGGAAGGCUUGGAUGAGACCAUGGAUGGCGCCAAGGAAUACCUCAGAAAGUGGGCUGGCAUCUACAAGCCUGAGUACAUGAUGGCAUCAACGCCGCAUGACUGGAGAUAUCCGGAGCCAGCAGCAGCUGCUAGCAUGAAGCCUCUGGUGAAGGCCUACGCAGGCUUUGGUGCAUCAGAGCUUUUAGAGGAAGCGGUGGUGCCAGUUUGCGAGGAGCUAUCAUUGCCAAUUGCGCUGAAAUUGGGCGCGUGGCGUGGGAUGUCUCCUGAUUUGGAUCCCUGCUGUGGUGGGGAUGGCGUUGCCAGCGCAGAUGUGGCCUCCCUUCAGGCCUUGUGCGCCAAAUUUCCAAAGGUUAAGUUCUUGGUGACCGUUUUGAGCCGCGCCAAUCAGCAUGAGCUCACAGUGGUCUGCCAGAAGACCCGGAACUUGCACCUCUAUGGCUGCUGGUGGUACUGCAACAAUCCAUCCAUUAUUGAGGAGCUGACCAAAAUGCGAACAGAGAUGCUGGGAACUGCAUACACCGCCCAGCAUAGUGACUGCCGGGUAUUGGAGCAACUGCUCUACAAAUGGGACCACUCUCGGCAGAUCAUCGGAGAAGCCCUGGUGCCCUACUAUCAGCGCCUUCUGAGGAAAGGCUGGCGCCUCACUCGAGAGGAGCUCAGACGCGACUUGCAGCUGCUGCUGGGCGGCUCCUACGAGGCAUUCAUGGCCCGGUGA
Messenger RNA from Durusdinium trenchii, 1173 nucleotides. NCBI's taxonomy places the organism in Eukaryota, Dinophyceae, Suessiales, Symbiodiniaceae. The record is from the annotation of a GenBank genome assembly.